AGUUCUAUGAAUACGGCUAUCUGAUUUUCCGAAAAUGUUAUCUGCGUAAACAAAUUUAAUUUAAUGGUAAAACGUUUUUAGAAAUUGUAUCGACUGAAUGCUGAAAACUGGAUACGUGGACUUCCGCAUAAUACGGUUGAUAUCAUUUUAUCAAGGACAUGCAAACAAAGCUGAUUAUGGUACAGUCACAUGCAUAACUUAGACGAAGUGGAUAUGAAAUAAAGACACGUGAUUUAAAAAAUGAAAAUGGACAUAUUUCUACACUGCAACAAUAAAUGAGUUUUGAUGGCAUCACUUGAUGAUGAAAACAACACAGGGAAGUUAUUUCCGCUUCCAAUAUAUUAUGAAAAUGAUGGUUUGUCAACAGAAGCUAGUAUUCAAGGAGAAGAAGGAGGUCGAGGCCGAGGACGAGGUCGGCCGCCAUUGGCAAGCAGAGGUCGAUCACGUGGCCGCAUGGGAGAUAACUUCAGUGAUGAUAGACCAAAACCAAACAAUGAAACAGAUGAGACUAAUGCAACAAGUGGGACGAAAAGGCAACAUCGAGGAAAUCUCUCACAUCGUGGUCGCGUGAGAGGCGGCAGACGCGGAGGUACAUCGUGUGAACGUCCCCGCAGGAGCAAAGAUGGAGAGUUUGACCUACAAAACAAUGAAGCACAGAGUGCUAGAGGAAGAAGGCCUGCAUCACAUGAUAGACGACCAAGGGAUGAGAAACCACCUCCAAAUGAUUCUGACUCGGACAGUGGUACAACACAAUCGGUAAAAUCUAAUAGCAUUAAAAAGCCCUCUAAUUUUAGAGGAAAUGUUAUCAAGUUUUCACAGAGGGACAACCCUGAUGAAGUUCUUUUAGAUAUGGUUCACUCCCGUAGUGGAUUUGUUGAAUUUAUCCGUAAAACGCCAGAACCGAGGUUAAUAUAUCAUGUAAUACUUUUGUUGUGCAAGAUAUCCGAAUCCACUAUGUUGGCAUAUCGAAGGCAAAUACUUGAAGAAGUUGAAAAAAGUUUUCUUCACAAUUUAACUGAUUUGCUCAACAAUAUAAGUAUGAAAGAUAAAAGCACCCAGUCCCUGUGGAGUUUUGAUGAUAACCUGAUCAGAUUUUUGAGUAACGUGUCAAAAUUAAUAAGCGUUAUCAUCACAACUUUACCGUCAUCAUUGAGCAAAUGCAAGAGUGUGAUAACUGCAUUAAAAGAGGUAAGAGAUGAACAUAAUGUAGAUGGUUUUGAAGAUGCACUGAAAGAUGUCGAGGAAAUUUUCAAAAGGGAAAAGGAAGCAAGGCAAAAGACAGAAGAAGCACGUGAAUCAAGAAAAGUAAGGAAAGUAAACUUAGGUGGUAUAUUACCGGACUUUGAGGAUAUGGGACCACCCCCGGACAACUUUCGAGAUAUGUCAAUUUUUCCAACUUUAGGAGAUUUGCAAAUAGAUGAAAAACCUUUCCUCAGAGCCAAUAAAGCAAAGGGCAAGUACGAUGAUUUGGACACGUACCUUGAUAUCCAGUUUCGGCUACUUAGAGAAGACUAUGUUCAGCCUCUUAGAAAAGGUGUUACUGAGUACAGAAAUUGUAUCAAAGAGGGAAUACAAGUGAAACGACUACGGGACAUUCGUCUCUACCAUUCUGUUCAAAUAUUGCGACCAGUUUGCUCAGGCAGAGGAAUCAACCAUAUACUUCAGUUCGAUAUAACAUAUUUUAAGAAGAUGAACUGGACUUCAUCAAGGAGACUUCUGUAUGGUUCACUUGUUUGCCUGUCAAAAGAUAAUUUUGAGAACGUCUUUUACGCCACAGUAACUGAGAGAGAUGCCAAAGAAUUGAGUGAUGGGUACAUUCAAGUGUAUUUUGAAAAUAAAGAAGAUAUGCUUCAGAUUCUUCCAAAUGAUGUAUUUGUAAUGGCAGAAACAACAGCUUAUUUUGAAGCAUUCCGAUAUGUUCUAGAGGGUUUGCAAGAAAUGGAUGAUAAAAUGCCUCUGCAACGUUACCUCAUCGAUUGUGAAACUACCCUGAAACCACCCAAGUACUUGCUUCAUGCUGGAGGACCAAAAUACGACUUUACUUGCCUAUUAAAGGAAGAAGAAGCAAUUUCAAAAUUUCCGGUGCUUAACACACCACUAUGGCCAUCGGCAACGGAUCUUGGAUUAGAUUCAUCGCAGUAUGAGGCAAUACAGAGAGCUAUUACAAAAGAACUAGCAAUUAUCCAGGGACCACCAGGAACUGGGAAAACAUAUGUAGGGCUGAAAAUCACACAACUGCUUCUCAACAAUACCAGCUACUGGAAAAACAAACAAGAGUGCCCAAUAUUAGUCGUUUGUUAUACCAACCAUGCAUUAGAUCAGUUUCUUGAAGGAAUCAGUCAGUUUACUGAUGGGAAGAUAGUUCGCAUUGGUGGAAGAUGUAAGUCAGACACACUGCAACCCUUCAUUUUACGGAACAUCAAACAAAGUAGGAAGGAAAACAGAGAAAGAUCGUUCCGUGUUAUGCAGAGCGAAAGAGACUGUAGAAGUCAACUGCGAGAAAGUGAACGCAAAAUUGAACAUAUAAGUACGCAGCUGAAGAAGACUUCAGCCAAAAUAAUUUCAUUCUCACACCUAAGUCAGUUUAUGACAGAUCGACAGAAAGUAGCUUUUGAAGUUGGUAGAGCCGAAGAAUCAUUGAAAGACUGCUUAUCUGAAUGGCUUGGAGUUGUUGGUAAGCAUAGUGUUACAGAAAGUGAGAAUGGUACAGAGGGAGAUAAAUUUAGGCGUGUUUGGAAACUGGCCAUACUUGAAAAUGUUAUUGAGCUCCCUAAUCAUGAACAGAAUUCAGUAAUUGACGUUUGGGAUCUUGAUCUUGGUAGACGUGCGGAAAUUUACAAAUCAUGGAUCUCGGAGUUGACCGAAAACAUCCGACAUCAGCUACACAGUGUAACAGGAUCAGGUGAUCAGACAGAUGAUAAAACAAACUAUCUUCGCACUCUUGUUUACAAAGUACAUGAAACGAUACUUGAUGUAGAAAUAUUGCUGAAACAUGUGACAAAAUAUAUCACUCGUCAACAAGUCUACACGCUUAUUGCUGGCAAAGUUGUUUCAACUGACUUAGUCAUGAUGCAUUGGCUGAAACUGACAGGAAAGAAAAAGGAUAUACCUUCCAUACGAAAUGCUCUGGAAAACAUUGCAGACAAUGACGGUGGUCACAAUCAGAAUGAAGAAAUCAAAAGUGACGAUGACGAUGAAGACUUAGAAGAACAACGGCAGCUGGAUGAAGAUGACGAUUUUCUGUACGAUUUUGAUAAAACAGAAAGAAAGAAAAAGCCAAAACCUAUCAAAAAUGAUGGAGAAUGGCUUGUGAAGUUUGAUGAGAGGAAAAUGGCGCACAAGAUUAGAAAUUUGUUGAACUCGGCAAAGAAAUUUACUACUGAGAAGGCAGACGCGUUAGAAGAUAUGUGGAGACUGCAAGCAAAUCAACGCCGUGAUCUUUAUUGUUACUGGGUACAGAUGUAUCGGCAAAAGUUAAAAGCUGACGUGAAAACCCAUGAAGAAGAGUUUAAUAAAGCAACUGAAAAACUUGGAGAAGUAAGAGACAUGGAAACGCUUGAGAUAUUAAAAGAAGCUGACAUUAUGGGGAUGACAACAACAGGAGCGGCAAAAUAUAGGAAACUUCUCCAGUCAGUACUUCCUAAAAUAAUAAUAGUGGAAGAAGCCGCAGAAGUACUAGAAUCACAUAUUGUGACAACACUAAAUUCAAAUUGCCAACACCUUAUACUUAUAGGUGACCACAAACAACUGCGACCAUCUACAACUGUUUAUGAACUUUCAAAGAAAUAUAGUAUGGACGUUUCUCUUUUUGAAAGAAUGGUACGAAAUGAUGUUCCAUGUGUGACUUUGCAGGAGCAGCACAGAAUGAGACCAAACAUUUCAUCAUUGUUGAGACAUAAAAGUCUUUACCCUCAACUCAGAGAUCAUGAAAACGUUCUUAAGUAUGACAAUAUAAAGGGGGUCGAUGAAAAUGUCCAAUUUAUUGACCACGAGGAGCCGGAAGCAACACAAGAAGAUUCUACAAGCUACUCAAACCCUCAUGAAGCAAAAUUUAUAGCUGCAAUGUGCCUAUACUUUCUAAACCAGGGUUAUGCACCAGAGCAGAUCACAGUUAUCACACCUUAUAUGGGUCAAGUAUUACUGUUGCGCAGGGAAAUGCCAAAGGCAACUUUUGAGGGUGUACGAAUUACAGCGGUUGAUAAUUUCCAAGGUGAAGAAAAUGAUAUAAUUUUACUGUCACUGGUACGCAGUAGUUCAUAUGUUGAAAGAAGAAAAAGAGGAAGAAAUAUGAUAGGGUUCGUUGGCAUCGAGAACAGAAUAUGUGUUUCCCUGUCUAGGGCAAAGAAAGGACUUUACGUUCUUGGCAAUUUUAAAUUGUUGGAAGAAAACAGUUCAAUGUGGUCAGACAUGGUACAUGAUAUGAGGAAUAAAGGUCUUGUGAAAAGUAGCGUAACGUUGCGCUGCCAGAAUCAUUCGGAACAAACUGUGUAUGCCGAAAAAGCAUCAGACUUUGAAAAGGUACCAAACGGGGGUUGCAAAAAGCCAUGCGAUGGAAAACUUCCAUGCGGACAUAGAUGUCCAAAGAGUUGUCACGUGAUCGACAGCGAUCAUAAGAAGGCUUCAUGUGUGAUGCCUUGUAAUAAAGUUGUGUGUGAACAGGGUCAUAAAUGUACACAACAAUGUUGGCAAAAGUGCGGGAAGUGCAACACGUUUGUAGAGAAGAAAAUACCUAUGUGUGAUCACAAAGCAAGAAUGCCCUGUCACAUGGACCCAUUCCAGUGGAAAUGCAAGGUGUCUUGUGACUUCCUCUUACCUUGUGGACAUCCCUGUAACAAAACAUGUCAUGACUGUGUCUCAACUAAGAAGCAUGAAAACGUUUGCCAAAAAGAAGUCACGAAAUUUUUGCCAUGCAAACAUACUGCAAAAAUGAAGUGUUUUGAGAAUGUUAGUGCGUUUGUAUGUAAAACACCUUGUAAUGAAGUACUGAAUUGCAAACAUAAAUGUUCGGGAACAUGUGGUACAUGUUUUUAUGGGAGGAUACACAAAGGCUGUAAAGGAACAUGUCGAAAACGCUUACCUUGUGGACAUGAAUGUACAUACCCGUGCAGUGACUUUUGUCCGCCUUGCCGUAAGCCGUGUGGAUGGAUGUGCUCACAUGGAUUGCUUUGCAAAAGGAAAUGUUGGGAAGAAUGUGAACAGUGCAGAGAUAAAUGCAACUACAAAUGUAAGCACAAUGCGUGUGAACAAGAAUGUUACGAAGAAUGCCGAGAUGACCCCUGUGAGGAACGCUGCAUGAGGAAACUAAAAUGUGGACAUUUGUGUAGUGGACUUUGUGGCGAAACGUGUAUAUGCAUCAUGUGUCAAAGUGAUUAUUUACGUAAUGAUAUUGGCGAAACGUUUGACAGUGGUUCAAGAUUUAUUCAACUUCCUAACUGUAACUGUAUAUUUGAGGUCCAUCGCCUUGAGUUAAACUUGGAGCGCGAAACAAGUUCCCGGCAUGGAGACCUGUGUAAACACUGUCCACAUUGUUCCAAACCUAUCACAAAAGAUUUGAAACGGUAUACAAAUAUCUUGAAGCGAGCUCGAGCGAAAAUUUCCGAUAAGUUUCAGUCUUUUGUUGGUUCUGUGAAUGACAGAAAGAGGGAAAUAUUGAAGAUAACUCGAGAGUUCCAAUCACUGAAAAGUUGUGGUCUUACUGACCAAGAAAUAAAACGUCUACUGAUUCAAAUAGACAAUCCUAAUAACUUUGGUGCUUUGCACAUCGCGACAAGAAAAGUGGAGAAGCUAAAGCAAUUCUUACCUAUCUACAAUGAUGUAAAAAAUGUCGAGUCUUCGGGAAUAGCAUUCACACAAGCACCGGAAAUAGAAAAUCUGGUUAAUCCACAACUUCUACGAGAUAUGUUAAUAGAAGGACGAAAGUUAACGACAAAACAGUUUUGGGAUGAAGUAGGGAUGGAAAUAGAAAGACUUCGCCUAGUGAUGGAUCUGUUCCUUUUGCGAGAGUACUUCAUUCUUAAACAAAAAGAUAACAGUAAACUAAACACACUGUUUCAGCUCGUGUUUGAAGUUCUGUCAAACAAAAUGCUAAACGGGGAGGUGUUACUUGCAUUGAAAUCAGCACGAGAAACACUUCAAAGUUUACGAGUUAAAGACGAGUUAGAUGAAAGUAUCGUCACACAACUUACAGUUCGGUUGUUGUAUUUUAAGCCUGAUGGGAAACAAAACAGAUCGGACGACAGAACUGAAACCGCUACAGGUACAUUUCACAAAAACACACACGAUGCCCAGUUUGACAAAAAGACGGGGCAAGAAGCGAACAGAGAAGAUGUUGUUAAUUCAACUCCUCAAGUAUUGCGUCUUAAAUCGUCAAAACGGAAAACGGAUGAUUUUGUAAGUACAUCGUCUGUAAAGAAUCUGUCUGAGAUAUCUGAACAUGCUUGCACCGAAACGUCCCGAGAGGCCUUUUAUUCACCGACUCAUUUAACUGAAGGAGCAGGUGGACAUACAUUGAAAAAUUCGUCUGCGUUCGAAAUGUCUCUAGGGUCUGAUUCGGUCGAACCUGUGAAAGUUACAACACACAGUUGUACAGACAAACAUUCCAUUGAAUUAUCUUCUGAUUUCGAGGUUGUUUACGAGAACGACUUUAGCACAGAAGUUUGAAUAUGAUUAAUAAUUCGGUGUUCAAAAUGAACGUUCAGAUUUUUCACUUUAAAUCUAUUUAGAAUUUCUUUAGUCAUACAAAGAUCUUGAUUUAAACAAUCUGAAUAUCGAAUUUACUCAGUUCACAAAACUCAAGUCAUGUGACUGAUGUGUUUUAAUUAACUUUACAAGUUUAUGAAAUUAGAUGACAAACGUAUCACAAAGCAUUUGAGUAACGAACUUUGAUUUGUAGAUCCUAAUGUUUCGUUGCUGUAGAAUAAACAGAUGUAUGUUGCAUAAUUUAAAUCUUCUUAAAAUAAGAACGCCCUAAUGCUAUUAAAAAUAUUGAAUGAAUAUUCAAAUGAAACUGCAAUGGAGUUGUGUCAAAAAAUAACUUUACUAUCAUCUUAAUCAUACUAUUAGUCAGUAAGGUAUAUUGCUAUAGUAGUUCUGUGAUGACUUAAGCAUAAAGUGCUCAUGAUGAGCUUUUAGGAUCGUUUUAUGCUUGCCGUUCAUCCCUCUGUCGUCCACAAUUUUAAUAACGAGGAUCUCCUCCUAAAUCACCAAGCGAGUAUGAAUCAGACUCUGCAGGAAUGUUCUUUCGAUGAACCGCUUGCAAAUUCCUUAAAGGUCCAAUACUAAGGAAAGUGAACAUUUUAAUUUCUUUUAAAAAGCACAGAAACUAUUUCAUUUUAUUGGAAAAUGAAAGUUGGUAUGUAGAAAUUCGAAAUAAAUCGCAGUAUAUGUACAAUUAUUUUUCUAUGAAGUAUGAAGAAAGUUAAAAAGACCUGGGGGGUCAUUCUGUCGAUUCAUUGAAAUUUCAACAUAAUACACAUACAUUUUUUUGAGUUCCAAAGACCUUCUGUAAAUUUUGACCUGCCAAUCUUCAUUAUUUAGUGUCUUGCAGAAGUCUAUGCACUGGCUAUGAAAAAAAUUGCCAACUCACUUUCCCUUAGUAAUGGACCUUUAACAUCUAGUUCAUCAAUGCAAAAUUCUGGCUGGCUGCCGUAGUAACCAAAAGGAAUGUCAAAACAUUUUUGCGAUUGUACAAUACAUCUCUUUCCUCUUGCACGAAAACUUCGGAACGGCAUACAAUUUUAUGUUACUAACAUAAUCUUGUAUCAUGAGUAUAUUACCUUUCGCAUUUCUUUUAGACUUUUAUGUUUCAUAUGCGAACACUGGUAUUUACAUUGAUUACAUAAAAAGAUAAUGUACUUUCUGACCAUGAUGUUUAGCCAAUUUUGCGUUAGAAAGGCUAUUGUUUAUUUCGAGGGAUGGUAUUCAUACAGAUUUAUUUAUAUAAUACCAAUGUUUUUAUGUAUCUAUGAUUCUGCUGAAUUGACUGAUGUUGUUGCUCUGUACUGUGUGACUUAAAUAUGUAACUAUUGAAAAUGAGACAGAUUACUAAAUUACAAAUCAAUAGACUAGAUUGUAUUCUGAGAGUAGAUGAUUGUUAUGGAAUUGUUUGUAUCUGUUUUAUAGUUCCACUUUUGUGCGUAUUCGAUUUUUGUGCACAUAAUAAUAGAUGACAAAUAUUAUGUCUCUGUAGCAAUUUGUAUUUCCACAAUAUAGAUAUUGUAAUUUCUUUUUAAUUGUAUACUUAAAAGGUAUAUCAUCAUCUUCCACUGAAUUUUAUCAUGAAUGUAGGAAAUCCUAAUCAAAUGUAUGUAACCUUGCUAAUAAUAUGUAGUGCUACGCAAUGAAGUAAAUUGAUUUGCUUAAAGUUUGUUAGUUUUUGUACUAAUUCGCAAUUUGGCGUUUUAUAAAUUUAUUAAGCGCAUUGUUGUUACCUUACGUGCACCAUUGUUUGUGUACAUAAAUAUGUUAAUUUUAUUUUCAUGCCCCCGGCAUCUACUGAUGCGGGAGGCAUAUAGUGAUUGUCCUGUCCGUCCAUUCGUCCUUACGAGGCUAACCAAAUGGAACCGUUUCUUCUAGCAUCAAUACCUCUUACUAGAAUGACUUGAUACUAAUGCAGAUGUAACCUGUGACCAUUCCUCAUCUUCAGACAUGACCUGACCUCAGUUUGACCUUGAACUUGAGCUCGUUUUGGAGGUUGCUUUGUAUCGACAAGGAUGCCAUCGGAGGCAUCAAGCGUUUAUUGAACGCAGCUCCUUGUUGUUUUUAGUUUGUUUUGUUUUCAAAGAUGACGUUUGAAUAAAUGUUCCUUUAACACAUUUUAUUAUUCAUUUUUUAGUUUAAAUAUCAUUCAUUUUCGAAUACUGAAUUAAAAGUAUAAUGAUAGGAUACAGAUUACUGACUUAAUUUGUUAUAUACAUGUUUGUUUCAACUCGUGAAUCACUUCAAGUGUAAUGGUAGUUUCUUAAGAAUAUGUCAGCUUUAACACACGAAACAUGACACUUUAAUAUUUACCCUGCUAAAUUUCUUUAAUGGACUGGUCCAUCAUUCAACCUGGGCAUUACCAUUUAUGAUUCAAAGGGGUAUUCACUGAAAAAUUAUUGACUGAAUAGCGAACAGUGCAGACCAUGAUCAGACUGCAUGGAUGCGCAGGAUGAUCUUGGUCUGCAGUGGUCGGAAAGACAGAAUCACUUGCCGCAAGCAGGCUAAGGGUUAAGCUUCGUUGUGUUUUUCUUAUUCUACAAAACAAUAAGCAUGUUUAUUUCACGUUUUCCAGUGUGAGUUUUGUCUUCGUGGAAAAUAACUUUAUUCAGAUAUUUCAAAAAUUCAUAAGUCAAUUUGUGUGAAUACAUGUUAAAUUAUUUUCUGAUGUAGUGAAAUUUCAAUCAAAAUUAUUGGCUUGUGACUAAAAAUAGCUUAUGUUAGGAAAGUGUAAUAACAUACUGCAGAAUGAUGUUUUGUAGAGUUCUUAGUAUGUGUUUUUUCUAGCUCACCAGAGUACAAAGUGCUCAAGGUGAGCUAUAGUGACCGGUCAUAGUCCGGCGUCCGUCGGCAUACGUCGUCUGUCGUGCGUCAACAUUUGCCUUGUGGACACUGUAGAGGCCACAUUUGUGGCCCAAUCUUUAUGAAACUUGGUCAGAAUGUUAGUUUUAAUGAUCUCUAGGUCAGGUUUGAAACUGGGUCAUGUUGGAUCAAACACUAGGUCAUUAGGCCAGAUCAAAGGAAAAGCUUGUAAACACUCUAGAGGCCACGUUUGUUAUCCAGUCUUACUGAAACUUGGUAAGAAUGUUUGAUCUCUAGGUCAAGGUCGAAGCUGGGUCAUGUUGGGUCAGAAACUAGGUCAGGAGGCCAGAUCAAAGGAAAAGCUUGUAAACACUCUAGAGGCCACUUUUGUGACCGAAUCAUUAUGAAACUUGGUCAGAAUGUUUGUCUUGAUGAUCUCUAGGAAAUUUACGAAACUGGGUCUUGUGAGGUCAAAAACUAGGUCAGUAGGCCGGAUCAAAGGAAAAGAUUGUGAACAUUCUAGAGGCAACAUUUAUGACCCAAUCUUUAUGAAACUUGUUUAGAAUGUAAGUCUUGAUGAUCUCUAGUUAAGUUCGAAACUGGGUCAUUUGUUUUCAAAAACUAGGCCAGAUCAAAAGAAAUGCUUGUGAACACUCCAGAGGCCACAUUUGUGACCCAGUCUUUAUGAAACUUGGUCAGAAUGUUUGUCUUGAUGAUCUGUAGGUGAAGUUUGAAACUGGAUCAUGUGGGGUAAAAAACUAGGUCAGUAGGCCAGAUCAAAGGAAAAGCUUGUGAACACUCUUAGAGACCACAUUUGUGACCCAAUCUUUAUGAAACUUGGUCAGAAUGUUUGUCUUGAUGAUCUCUAGGUUCUGUUUUGAUCUGGAUCAUUUGGGGUUUAAAACUAGGUCACAUGGUCAAAUCAAAGGAUAGGUUUUUGAACACUCUAUAUAGCUAAAGGCAACAGUUGUGAAACAAUCUAUAUGAAACUUAGUCAGUAUGUUUGUCUUGAUGAUCUUUAGGUUGAGUUCAAAACUGGGUCAUUUGGGGUCAAAAACUAGGUCAGUAGGUCAGAUAAACUCUGAUGAGCGAUAUAGGGCCAUCAUUGCCCCAUGUUUUAAUCUCAAAAAUGAUUUUUUAUAAUUUUAAACUGCGUAUUUUUUUCUCAAUAGCUUAUCGAAAUUGUUCGAUUCGAUUGUUGUUGUAAAUGUCAUACUAUUUAUCCUGUAUGUUUCUGGUUUACUUUCCGUCAAAAGAAAUUUGCACCCGGUGUUGUUAUAUGUUCUGGUUCUUUGGGAUCUUUGAGUCAUUCAAAUAUGUUUGAUGUAGCGUGUGAUUUCAUUACCUCCCCUGAACAGACACAGUCAAACCGAGUGUGCUCAUAAUUUGCGUUGGAUAUAGUUAACAUGUCAAAUUAUUAUAAUGUAUAAAUUGAUAUUAAUAACAUUCAAUUGGAAGAUUAACAAUACCUGUAUGUUUAAAGUUUAAAACUGCACGAAGGUGCUGAUACAUAUAUAUUACUAUUUACUAAUGUUUAAAAUGACAUUUCCACGAAAAAGUUAUGCCAGAAUCUGAAAAGGCAGUUAUUGUAUCCAAAGGUGUAUGCAACUUGUACACAAGUUUGUCAUCGUUUAAUGAGAGUGUAAUAAAAUAUUAUUUACGUUUACCAGAAAGUUCACCAGUUGUUUUAUUUGUUUCAUUGUAGAUGGUUCAUUUAAAAAAAAAGUUUUAUUUUGAAAAUUUAUGAAAUGAAUGUAUAAAGCAUAGAGACAUAUGCCAUUUCGAAAGGACACUUUUAAUUUUACACUGACAUUCUUAUAGAAAAAAAGUAAAAUUAGCGAAACUAUUGCUUUUUAGCUCACCUGUCACAAAGUGACAAGGUGAGCUUUUGUGAUCGCGCAGCGUCCGUCGUCCGUGCGUCCGUCCGUUAGUGCGUUAGUCCGUCCGUAAACUUUUGCUUUUGACCAUUCUAGAGGUUAUAUUUUUCACGGGGUCUUUAUGAAAAUUAGUCAGAAUGUUCAUCUUGAUGAUAUCUAGGUUAAGUUCGAAACUGGGUCAUGUGCGGUCAAAAACUAGGUCAGUAGGUCUAAAAAUAGAAAAACUUGUGAACUCUAUAGGCCAUAUUUUUCAAAAGAUCUUCAUGAAAAUUGGUCAGGAUGUUUAUUUUGAUGAUAUCUAGGUCAAGUUUGAAACUGGGUCACGUGCGGUCAAAAACUAGGUCAGUAGGUCUAAAAAUAGAAAAACCUUGUGACCUCUCUAGAGGCCAUAUUUUUCAUAAGAUCUUCAUGAAAAUUGGUCAGAAUGCUCAACUUGAUGAUAUCUAGGUCAAAUUUGAAACUGGGUCAUGUGCCGUCAAAAACUAGGUCAGUAGGUCAAAUAAUAGAAAAUCAUUGUGACCUCUCUAGAGGCCAAAUUUUUCAUGGUAUAUGUAUGAAAGUUGGUCGGAAUGUUCAACGUGAUGAUAUCUAGGUCAGGUUUGAAACUGGGUCACGUGCCCUUAAUAACUAGGUCAGUAGGUCAAAUAAUAAAAAAAUCUUGUGACCUCUCUAGAGGCCAUAUUUUUCAUGGGAUCUGUAUGAAAUUUGGUCUGAAUAUUUAUCUUGAUGAUAUCUAGCUCAAGUUCGAAACUGGGUCAACUGUGGUCAAAAACUAGGUCAGUAGGUCUAAAAAUAGAAAAACCUUGUGACCUCUCUAGCGGCCAUACUUUUGAAAGGAUUUUCAUGAAAAUUGGUCAGAUUGUUCACCUUGAUGAUGUCUAGGUCAGAUUCGAAACUGGGCCAUGUGCCAUCAAAAACUAGGUCAGUAGGUCAAAUAAUAAAAAACCUUGUGACCUCUCUAGAGGCAAUAUUUUUCAAUGGGUCUUCAUGAAAAUUGGUCAGAAUUUUUAUCUUGAUGAUAUCUAGGUCAGAUUCAAAACUGGGUCACAUGAGCUCAAAAACUAGGUCACUAUGUCAAAUAAUAGAAAAAACGACGUCGUACUCAGUUCAAAACUGGGUCAUGUGGGGACAGGUGAGCGAUUCAGGACCAUCAUGGUCCUCUUGUAUUAUUUAUCAUAUACCAAUUAACGAUAUACUAAAUGUUAUGCUACCAUUCACGGAGAAAUGUUUUGUGCAGAUUGUCGAUAUAAGUAUAUUUAGAAUUUUAUCACUUGACUGAAAUUAUUUUUACACAUAUUUAGACAGACUCUAUUAUAAUUAACUACCCGCAGUGUGUGUUAGGUAUUGUUGGAGCACAUACUUUUACUGCGUUAAUAACGCGUUCUUAUGACAUGUAUGUAUUUUCAUAGAUAAAUCAUUGCAAUUUCUUUAAAUUUAUGUGCUUUGAUUUUUCUUCUUUGUAUUGUAAAAAUUUGGAAUGUGAUUUAUAAUCGAACAUUGAAAUGCAAAGUUGAUUUGAUUUAAGUAUAGCUUUAUAUUACAUUUGUAACAUACAUUUGUUUUGUUUGAACGUUUGUAUCAUUUUGCAUCUUGUGGUACUUGCUUAUGUAUAUAAGCUUAACAACACAGAUGUAACGAAUCAUUUAAGAUAACAUAACAUCCCUCCUUUCUUCUUUUGUGUGUGGGUGCACUUAAAGUUGUCCUUGUCUGUCCUCUGGCUGUCUUUGCCUUAGUCAAAAUGUGUAUAAAAGGGUAUAAAACUUUGUGUCGUAGCCUACAUAUCUUAAACAUUUGACACAGAAUCAGGAAACAUCAUAGUAGUAUUAUUAAGCCUGUGAAGUUGUGCACAUUGGAUUUUAUUUCAGAAUUUUGUCAGUCAUGUCAGAAUAAUGGCCCUCAAACUCAGAAAUAUGCAUAAAGGGCAUAUAACUUUGUAUCGCAUGUAUCUAAAAAGUAUUUUGCUUAGAGUCAUUCAACAUUUGGGGAUUGUUAGCAUGUGAGCCAGAGUUAUUGCCAAUGAUUUUGUAAAGUGCUUAAAAGUUUGUUUUGCAUGUAUCAUAAAAUAUUUUUCACCUAGAGUCAUCAUAUCAUGUGUUUUUUCCAUUUCACUUUGCAAGACUAGAGUUUUGGCCCUUGACUUAAUCAAGUUCCAUGUAUAUCAAAAUGUACUUGAGAUAAGGUCAUAAAACUUAAGAGAAGUUUUGCAUCUGGUGUUCUCUUUUGUGAUUUCGCUUAGCGAUUCAGAGUUAUGGUCCUUUACGCAGUGAAAAUUACGCAUGAAAUGCUUAAGAGUUAGUGUUGCAUAUGUCUUGAAAUAUUUUAACCUAGAGUCAUGAAAUCAUGUACAAUAACAGGAGUGGUGGCACCAGCGCCCUAUGGACACACAUUUAAUGUUUACUUGAUAUGGGAAAACAUUGCUAUCGUGGUGUCAAUGACCUUUCAGUUAAUAUAUUCUAAUUUCAUCCGUGUUAAGUAAUUGGCUCACCCAAAUAAUAACAUAAACAAGUUUUUUUAUCGAUCUUCGCAACUGAGGAUUUUUACUUAAGAAAUAUGAACCGUUUAGAUUCGAUGAGAUUUUUUUCUUGAUAAUAAAGAAAUGAUCACGUUCAUUUCACUUUUUCAACGUAAAUGUAUUUUUAGAUAGAUAGAUAGAUAGAUAGAUAGUGAAAAAAUGUUGAAAACAAAUGUUUUGUGUUAAAUUUAUAACUUUCUGCACUGUUAGUUUAAAAGUUUAUCUUCAUUAGUGUAUUGCAAAACAGAGCUAGUUUUAUUAUUUACUUAUCAAGAUUGCAGUAUUGCAAUUUGAAUUGCACAUGUUUGUAAUAUUUUGUUGGGUAUAAAUAAAACACAUAAAAAUAAAGGAAAAUUUGAA
Mercenaria mercenaria is the source of this 14247-nucleotide messenger RNA. Its product is annotated as NFX1-type zinc finger-containing protein 1-like. Lineage: Eukaryota; Metazoa; Mollusca; Bivalvia; Venerida; Veneridae. Bases 286 to 6660 code for a protein of 2124 amino acids. Gene Ontology annotation, cellular component: nuclear RNA-directed RNA polymerase complex. Gene Ontology annotation, molecular function: helicase activity. Gene Ontology annotation, biological process: regulatory ncRNA-mediated heterochromatin formation. The record is from RefSeq and is a predicted model, not a curated record. The transcript is spliced from 3 exons.